CGCGCGGGCAGUCACGCAUGCGCACGGUGAUGGCUACAAUGGCGCUGCCGGGCCCUCUGAACAGGUACCUGCUGCUCAUGGCACAAGAGCACCUGGAGUUUCGCUUGCCGGAAAUAAAGUCUUUGCUUUCACUUUUUGGAGGCCAGUUCACCACUAGUCAGGAAACUUAUGGAAAGUCUCCUUUUUGGAUUCUUAAUAUUCCCUCUGAAGAUAUUGCCAGAAACUUAAUGAAACGGACAGUGUGUGCCAAGUCCAUAUUUGAACUAUGGGGCCAUGGAAAAUCUCCAGAGGAGCUGUAUGGUUCUCUUAAAAACUACCCUGUGGAGAAGAUGGUUCCAUUUCUACAUUCAGAUUCUACCUAUAAAAUAAAGAUUCACACAUUUAAUAAAACAUUGACACAAGAAGAAAAAGUCAAACGAAUAGAUGCUCUUGAGUUUCUGCCAUUUGAAGGAAAAGUAAAUUUAAAGAAGCCACAGCAUAUAUUCUCUAUUUUGGAGGAUUAUGGUUUGGACCCGAACUGUAUCCCUGAGAAUCCACAUAAUAUUUAUUUUGGUAGAUGGGUGUCUUCAUUUCUGUUUCAUUUAUCUGAUUCAUCACUAUUUCUACAUGGGACUGUUUGCUGCUGGAGGAAAGGGACUGUGUUCUGUUCAACUCUAUAUCCUACUAGUGUGUGCUUUGAACUCAGAAAGGCUAGUAGGAAAAACCAGAAAUGGAGAGGACCGGAUGAAAACAUUAGGGCAAAUCUUCGUCAGUAUGGUUUAGAGAAGUAUUAUCUUGAUGUCCUGGUUUCAGAUGCAUCUAAACCUUCCUGGAGGAAGGGCGCGUAUUUUGAUGCAAUCAUCACCGAUCCUCCAUAUGGUAUUAGAGAAUCUACAAGAAGGACAGGUUCACAGAAGGAGGUACCAAAGGGGAUAGAAAAAUGCCCAGAAAGCCACGUUCCUGUUUCCUUGAGUUAUCAUCUCAGUGAUAUGUUUUCUGACCUACUCAACUUCGCAGCUGAGACCCUCCUAUUAGGUGGAAGACUAGUCUAUUGGUUACCAGUGUACACACCAGAGUAUGUAAUAUUAAAGAAUUUUAUUUUUAAUUUCAUUUUCUCAUGGUGUUUAACUUCGACUAGAGAGGGAGCUGCUGAAGGCAGGAAAACUGGCCAUUUAACUACCGUACCGGAGUUCUGGGUGAAGAUGAGAAGUGGACUUGAGAUAUUCAGGAUGCAGAAGAACCGGGACCAGUAUUCACAUCUGCUAAGUGAUCAGUUUCUGCCAUACCAAGGUCAUAAUUCCUUCCGUGAGAAAUAUUUCAGUGGGGUAACAAAAAGAAUUGCCAAGGAAGAAAAAUCUAGCCAGGAGUGAAAAUUAAGAUUUUGACAAUGGAGAAAGAAUAAGGAUUUGAUAGAAAAGACAUCUGGAUGUGAACUUUCAUGUAUGAUACAGAAAACAUGUACUGUUUUAAAUAAUUUUAUAUAACAAAAUAAAUGCUACCAAGUAAAUUGAACAAUUCUUUUAAAAUUAGCUUUGUUUUAUAGACUACUUUGUUAUAUGUGGUCUUUUGAAUCUUAUUUAAUUUAUAUUUGUACUUUCAAGUAUCAUGGAAAUUGAAAACAGUUAUAUUUUUGGUAAUUAAUUACAAAGGGAACUAGUAUUGUUGACCUUUUAAACAAAUAUCUGCCGGAUAUAUUAUAGGCAGUUAAUAGUGAAUUUAUUCGUUUAGCUAGAUUUGUUUCAUUUGGUUUUUGAUUGUAAUUGAUUUACAUUGUCAUUAAUAAAGCUUACUCUAAGGAUCCCUAAAUUUGUGUAGUAUUCAGUGCUUUUCAA
This is a messenger RNA of Hipposideros armiger (great roundleaf bat), 1811 nucleotides long. RefSeq names its product tRNA methyltransferase 11 (gene TRMT11). Gene Ontology annotation, biological process: methylation. Gene Ontology annotation, cellular component: cytoplasm. The record is from RefSeq and is a predicted model, not a curated record. NCBI's taxonomy places the organism in Eukaryota, Metazoa, Chordata, Mammalia, Chiroptera, Hipposideridae. The transcript has 13 exons. The coding region runs from base 18 to 1349 and encodes 443 amino acids. Gene Ontology annotation, molecular function: tRNA (guanine(10)-N2)-methyltransferase activity; nucleic acid binding.